Rhinichthys klamathensis goyatoka is the source of this 1807-nucleotide messenger RNA. Its product is annotated as neuronal acetylcholine receptor subunit alpha-9-II. NCBI's taxonomy places the organism in Eukaryota, Metazoa, Chordata, Actinopteri, Cypriniformes, Leuciscidae. Gene Ontology annotation, molecular function: transmembrane signaling receptor activity; acetylcholine-gated monoatomic cation-selective channel activity. The transcript has 6 exons. The coding region runs from base 241 to 1674 and encodes 477 amino acids. Gene Ontology annotation, biological process: regulation of membrane potential; signal transduction; nervous system process. The record is from RefSeq and is a predicted model, not a curated record. Gene Ontology annotation, cellular component: synapse; postsynaptic membrane; neuron projection.
UAAUGAUGAUAAAGGUGUUAUUCCCGUCUCAAUCCCCACAUCAUCUCCGUUACCUGUCGCGAGCCCACCUGUUGCGCGCAUGAUUGACAGCUGAAUAGCGGCGCGUCUGGUUACCGGAGCGCAACGGCAACGCGACACCGGAGCUCCAGUGACGGCGGAUCGAGCGCGGAACGGGGAGAAGAGAACAGAUCCAGCGCUGAUGCUCCUGUAGGACCUCCCGGGUGAUCUCUGCUCGCGGGGAUGGAGAGGAUCUGUAUGGAGAUGCUGUUCUUCUCUGCGCUGUUGCUCGUCGAAGCAGCUCAUUGUGCUCAGGGUCGAUACGCACACAAACUGUUGAACGAUCUGAUGGAGAAUUAUUCCACUGCUCUACGACCGGUGGACGACACUGACAAAACCCUGAACGUCACGCUGCAGGUCACGCUGUCUCAGAUCAAAGACAUGGACGAGAGGAACCAGGUGUUGAUCGCGUACCUGUGGAUCAGACAGACGUGGCACGACGCCUACCUGAAGUGGAAUAAAGAUGAGUACGACGGUCUGGAGGUGAUUCGCAUUCCCAGCAGCCUCGUGUGGAGACCAGACCUGGUGCUGUAUAACAAGGCGGAUGAUGACUUCUCCGGGCCGGUGGACACUAAUGUGGUGCUGCGGUACAACGGCGAGAUCACUUGGGACGCCCCGGCCAUCACGAAGAGCUCCUGUGUGGUGGACGUCUCCUACUUCCCCUUCGACAGCCAGCAGUGCAACCUGACCUUCGGCUCGUGGACCUACAACGGGAACCAGGUGGACAUCGCUAUGGGGAUGGACAGCGGCGACCUCUCGGACUUCGUGGAGAACGUGGAGUGGGAAUGUCACGGGAUGCCGGCCACGAAGAACGUGAUCAUGUACGGCUGCUGCUCGGACCCGUAUCCCGACAUCACCUACACGGUUCUGCUGCAGAGGCGGAGCUCGUUCUACAUCUUUAACCUGCUGCUGCCCUGCUUCCUCAUCUCGUUCCUGGCUCCUCUGGGCUUCUACCUGCCCGCCGACUCGGGAGAGAAGGUUUCGCUGGGCGUGACGGUUCUGCUAGCGCUCACCGUGUUUCAGAUGAUGGUGGCGGAGAGCAUGCCUCCCUCCGAGAGCGUUCCUCUGAUCGGUAAGUACUACGUAGCGACGAUGACCAUGAUCACAGCGUCCACUUCUCUGACCAUCUUCAUCAUGAACAUUCACUUCUGUGGAGCGGAGGCCAAACCGGUGCCGUACUGGGCCAAAGUUCUCAUCAUCGACUACAUGUCCAAGAUCUUCUUCGUCUACGAGGUCGGCGAGAGCUGCGCGUCACCGUUCGGAAAGUCGGAAGAAUCCGAGCCCUUCGUUCGCAAACACAACAGGAACCUCAAAGAGAAACCGAAAGGAGCUCCGCCUCCCUGUUGCCCCGACGACGAGAAACCGGCCGCAUUCCAUCUGACCUUUAACCCCUGUGUUUACUGCAGUUACCGUGGCAACGGCGGAAUUCUCGGGUGCGACCCGAAGCUGGUUUGGAAUGUUGAGUACAUCGCGAACUGCUUCCGCGAGCAGAAGGCCACGUGCCUGAAAGUGGCCGAGUGGAAGAAGAUCGCCAAGGUGAUGGACCGCUUCUUCAUGUGGAUAUUCUUCAUCAUGGUCUUCCUCAUGAGCAUCCUCAUUAUCGGCAACGCACCUUGAGACUGCUAACAGUCAACCGCUGGGAGGAGCGAUGGCAUAUUCAGUUCGACUCGCAUCCAGCUCAGUGUUUCCCCUAGUGGUAGACCCCCGAAACUACUAGUAUCGCAGAGCGGGUGUGUUACGUGAGUGUGUG